Molecule: messenger RNA, 1927 nt
Organism: Labrus bergylta (ballan wrasse)
Lineage: Eukaryota; Metazoa; Chordata; Actinopteri; Labriformes; Labridae
Gene: chm
Product: CHM Rab escort protein
Biological process (GO): vesicle-mediated transport; protein geranylgeranylation; intracellular protein transport
Cellular component (GO): Rab-protein geranylgeranyltransferase complex; cytosol; cytoplasm
Molecular function (GO): GDP-dissociation inhibitor activity
Source: RefSeq, a predicted model, not a curated record
GUGACUCGGUGUUUCUCUCUGCUAACAACAUGGCUGCCGAGGACCUGCCUUCUGAAUUUGACGUCGUCAUUCUGGGCACAGGUCUUGCUGAGUCGGUGGUAGCAGCGGCCUUCUCCAGAGUGGGACAGAGAGUUCUUCAUGUGGACAGGAGGAGUUAUUAUGCAGCUAACUGGGCCAGCUUCACCUUCAACGGCCUGCUCACCUGGAUACAAAAGCAACAUGAGGAGGAGUCUCAGCCAGAGGAGCCUCAGGAUUGGUCGAGUCUUGUGGAGGAAGGGGAGGAGCUGAUCCACCUGUCAAACUCAGACUCCUCCUCAAUCAGUAACGUGCAGGUGUUCUGUUACACCAGUGAGGAGGAGGAGGAGGAGGAGGUGGAGGAGAAAUGUCUAAACACCACAGAAGAAGAACGAGGAGGAGUAGAUGAAGUCGCUGUCAAAGAAACGUCAGAGACAGAAUGUGCAGAGCCAAAAGAAGAAAUGACGGAGGAAGCAGAUGGAACAGCAGACAGAGAAGAAGAGGCUUCACACACAGAGGGGCAGGAGCCAGAGGCCGAUCAACCCGCCCCCUCAGCAGCUCAAAGCCAAUCAGUACCAACGAAGAAGAAGAUCAGCUAUGCUCAGCUGGUGAAGGAAGGCCGCAGGUUCAACAUCGACCUGGUCUCCAAGCUCAUGUAUUCUCGCGGCUCAUUGGUCGAUCUGCUCAUCAAAUCAAACGUCAGUCGCUAUGCAGAGUUUAAGAACGUCACCAGGAUACUGACCUACAGGAAUGGCAGCGUAGAACAGGUGCCGUGCAGCAGAGCUGAUGUUUUUGCGAACCGUCAGCUGUCUGUGGUAGAAAAGAGGAAGUUGAUGCGUUUCCUCACUUCCUGUGUGGAAGAAACAGAGGAGCAGCAGGCAUACAGAGGUCGGCCAUAUUUGGAGUUCCUGCGUGACCAGCAGCUCGGUGACAACCUGCAGCACUUCCUGCUUCACUCAAUUGCCAUGGUAACAGAAGACACGCCCACAGAAGAGGGACUCGCCUCAACACGUCACUUCCUACGUUGCCUAGGUCGCUACGGCAACACUCCCUUCCUGUUUCCUGUUUACGGCCUUGGAGAGAUACCCCAGUGUUUCUGUAGGAUGUGUGCUGUGUUUGGAGGGAUCUACUGUUUGAGACACUCGAUCACCUGUCUGCUGCUCGACAAGGACUCCAACAGGUGUAAGGCUGUGAUUGACAGCAAAGGACAGCGAAUCAGCUGCAGCCAUUUUGUGAUGGAAGAUGGUUAUGUGGGGGCGGACCGCAAGAAGCUGGCCACACCCACCAGGUUGAUCUCCAGAGCUGUGUUGAUAACUGACAGCUCCGUCCUUCUCAGUGACUCAGACCAACAGGUCUCCAUGGUAACGGUUCCUCCAAUAGCAGCAGGGUGUCCAGCGGUGAGGAUGGUGGAGCUCUGCUCGUCUACGAUGACCUGCAUGCCAGGAACAUACUUGGUCCACCUCACCUGUCAGUCAGUCGGCUCCGCCUACGAGGACCUGUCGCCAGUGGUUACCAAAAUGUUCCGAACUGCAGAGUCUCCUGAGCAAGAGAACUGUCCGUCUGUCCUCUGGUGUCUCUACUUCAAUGUGACUGACGGGUCGGGGCUGGAGGUCGAAGGUUACGACCUGCCUUCUAAUGUGUACGUGUGCUCUGGACCUGACGCCGCUCUGGGACACGAUCACGCCAUCAAACAGGCCGAGUCCAUCUUCCAGAAGAUUCUUCCUGAUGAGGAUUUCUGUCCUCCUGCACCAAACCCUGAAGACAUAAUCUACGACGGAGACAACCCCUCCUCCUCCACCGGGGAGGAGACGGAGGGAGCAGGAGAGGAGGCGGAGGGAGCAGGGAGGAGGCUGAGGGAGCAGGAAAGGAGGCGGAGGGCGCAGGAGAAGUGACUGAGGUAGCAGGAGAGGAG